CAUUUGUCGCGUCAUGUUAUUUUCCCGGUGUUGACUAUUUCUUGCUGUCGCUCGUCACUAUGAAGGCGACCUGCGAAAUCUGCAGUGCCGAGUUCCGGCGGACUGAACACCUCACCCGACAUCUGCUACGCCACGCAGGCGCCCGGCCAUUCUCUUGCGACCGAUGCGGAUCGCGCUUUUCGAGAAGGGAUACUCUCCGGCGCCAUAUUCUCGGUCACGGCAAGGAAAUUCCCCUUCGAGCUCAUUCCAGCCGUUCAAAGGCCGGUAAAGCCUGCGAGAGCUGUGCCAAGGCGAAGCAGCGAUGCGAUGGGGACACUCGAUGUGGUCGUUGCGUUGGUAAGGGCAUACGAUGCGUCUAUCCACCACCAAAAAUGGCCCCUCCAUUGAGUCCGUUGAGUCCAUUGACGGAUCAAAACUCUCUCGUUUCCCAUCUGGGCCUCCCGGAAUUUAUCACGCGAAACUCAACGUUGCCGUCACUAAUUCCUGAUGCCACCGAAAAUGCUCCGCCACCAACCGCACCGGCGGCCCCUCUCCCGGACGCCCACCAUCCCGAUCCCGCUGCCCCUCCACAUGCCGUUGAGUCUGGACUUUUACCCCUUCACUCGGAGCUCACUCUUGCCGAUUUUUAUCCCAUGAUCCCUCUGCCAUCUACGAAACAUUCAUAUGGCUCCUGUGUGGCAUCUUCUGUGGACCCUCGCAAGUCAUCCGGCCCCUGCAUGGCUCCCGUGGAUUAUCUGGAACUUAUCGAGUCCCUUCCGGUUUUGGACGUCAAUACUGACUGGCUCUGUACCGGAGGGUGGGAUCUUGGCUCCCCUGAGUCGAGGCUAUUAGCAAAAACCCCAAUAGUUGGACGUGAAUAUUACCUUGAAGGCGGCCUAUCGAGCGCACCGGCUCUAAUUAUACCUAGCAUAGCACCCACGCCACUCUCCUCCACGUCAGGAGGCCAACAGACCUGGGUAGCAUCACUCCCUUGCGACGAAAGUCCGCCGGGAUCGCCUUUGCCUGACGCACCCGUACCCAGCUUUGUGGGCAUUGGCCGCCAUCCCAGUUCUCGAACCAACACUUAUAGACCUAACACGCCCGAACCACUAGAUACAGGCAACGAAGACUGGAGAAUAGACGACUACGACAAUGUUCCCCGCUUAUCGCACGACCCUUACAAUGCCAUUGCCGCCUGCUUUGCCUCGGUCAAUCAAGACAAUGGGUUCUAUCGAUCUUUCACAACAAAGCCACUGCCGUCCCAGGAUUCGAUGAACUCGUUUAUACAAGUUUAUUUCGAAGUAUUUCAGCCUAUCUUUCCGCUGCUUCAUCAACCGACCUUUGAUCCCAGCCAGUGCCACUGGCUCUUGGUGCUUGCCGUUGCUGCGACGGGCUGUCGCUUCUCGCAGCAGUCAAGGGGUGCGACGAGAUUGAUGGAUAACUUACUACGACGGGCCGUGCAACUCAAUGUAGGCUGCCCAUGCUAUCUUUCUAAAUCCCCUUUCCUACCCGCAUGA
Molecule: messenger RNA, 1496 nt
Organism: Ilyonectria robusta
Lineage: Eukaryota; Fungi; Ascomycota; Sordariomycetes; Hypocreales; Nectriaceae
Exons: 2
Coding region: 60-1496 (478 amino acids)
Biological process (GO): DNA-templated transcription; regulation of DNA-templated transcription
Molecular function (GO): zinc ion binding; DNA binding; DNA-binding transcription factor activity, RNA polymerase II-specific
Source: RefSeq, a predicted model, not a curated record